Arachis ipaensis is the source of this 1702-nucleotide messenger RNA. Lineage: Eukaryota; Viridiplantae; Streptophyta; Magnoliopsida; Fabales; Fabaceae. The record is from RefSeq and is a predicted model, not a curated record.
GAGGAUCAGUCUUGCUAAGCAGUGAAAAAAAAACAGAGUCUGCAAUAUAAAGAGAGUUAGGAUUUACUGUUGAGAAUAACAAAUUCUUGUUAAAAUUCUGUUGAGCCUGUUUAGUAUUAGUAGUAGCCUUACCUCCUAUCUUGGAGAGUUAGUUGAGAUUUGUAAUUUGACUUCCUCAAAGUAUUGAGUGCACUCAAAGAUAAUAGUUGAUUAGUUUUUUCUGGUGAAGAAGAGUUCUUCCUCUCUGUACACGUUUCAACAUUAUGGUCUUUUGUUCUCUGUUCUUCUUUCUUCUUCUCUCACAUAAUCUCAUUUGAGUUUCUAUAUGGUAUCAAGAGCUUCUGGAUUCUUCAAUCAUGACAGAUGCAUCUGUCAACUCUAAUCCUGGGAAUUCAAAUUCCUCCAAUUCUGCAAAUUCAAACCCUAACAACAAUGUUCUUGCAAACAAUUUCUCUUUCCCAUCACAUCUACUAAAUUCGAGACCUUUCAACCCCAUUAGUGACAAGCUUGGAGAAAAGAAUCACAAGACUUGGGAACAGCAGGCAUUAGCAGCUAUUAGAGGUCAAAAAUUAGAGGAUCACCUGUUUCUAGAUCGUGUUCCACCUCAAUAUGCUUCCACUGAAGAUCAGCGAAAUUUUCUUGAAUCUGUUACCUAUCAACAGUGGCUCCAAGAUGAUUAUAACCUUCAAUCCUGGUUGCUUGCUUCUAUUGAUCCUGUGUUCAAGAACAAAAUGGUUGGCUGCACACUUAGUCAUCAAAUUUGGAGAACGAUUGAGGAGUACUUUGCUGAAUCAACAAGAUUUCGAGUGAAGCAGCUAAAGGCUCAACUCAAGGCCAUCAAGAAACAAGGUCAAAGCCCCACUGAUUAUGUUUUCAAAAUAAAAAAUAUUGCUGAUCCAUUAGCUGCACUAGGAUCUCCUUUAACCACAGAAGAACACAAAGAAGCUCUUCUUGAAGGAUUGAGUGAAGAAUAUCAAAUGAUUCUCACUACAGUCAAUACAAAACCAGAAUUAUACAGUCUAUGUGAAGUUGAAACCAUCAUCAUGUCUUAUGAUGAUAUGCUGGACAAGUUUCGCAGAUCUACAAACCCUAUGGUACAAGCUAACUUCACCCAAUCCUCUUUUCCAUCAAUCCCUAAUACUGGCAGAGGUUUUGGAGGUCGAAGAGGUCAUGGUGGUAGGUCACAAAGGGGUGGCCGAUCCUUUUAUUCCUCACCAAGGCCACAAUGCCAAAUUUGUGGAUGCUUUGGCCACAUUGCUUGGCAUUGUUUCAAUCGUUUUGAUCAGAAUAUUCCUCCACCGUCACAAACCUUCCAAGAAAAUCAACCUGAACAAUUUUCAAAUGCUACAAAUACUAAUUCUUCUACAACUAAUAAGAAUUCAGCCACUACACCACCACCACCACCUCCCCCAUCAUUCCAUAAUCCUACAGCAUACAUAGCAGCCCCAGGAACUAUUGCAGAUCCUUCUUGGUAUCCAGAUAUAGGGGCUUCUCAUCACAUUACACAAGACUCAUCAAACUUCAUUUCCUCCUCAGAUUACACUGGUCCUGACAAAAUACAAAUUGUGGACUGAUAAGGUGCUGUUACAAGGGUAUAGAAAAGGAGGAAUCUACAGAUUCUCUAAUGUUGCUGCCCCUAAUACAUCUUCUAUUUUACAAAAACCAUGUGUCUUUACUGCUUCUAGGAUUUCUUUAGACUUGU